AUGGGCGACCCAGGACCGCCUAGUAUGGUCGGAAAAGAAGGAAUGCCGGAACCUGCACCCAGACCCAAAGGCCCGAAACUCAAGUUCACCCGUGAAGACGAUGCGCUUCUUGUCAGACUAAAGGAGACCAAGAACUUGACCUGGAAACAGAUUGCCGAAUUCUUUCCAGGUCGGAGUGCUGGCACAUUGCAGGUUAGGUACUGUACCAAGCUCAAGGCGAAGACCACUUUGUGGAACGAUGAUAUGAUUCAACGUCUCCGCACGGCAAUGCAAGACUACGACAACGACCGCUGGCGGUUCAUCUCGAGCAAAGUCGGCAGUGGCUUCUCUGCUGCAGCAUGUAAAGCAAAGGCAGAAGAGAUAGAGGCCGAAGACAUGAGAGAAGAUCAUGGUGCAUCAUCUGGCUCCGAUGAUGAUCAACAGGAUGGUGCCGAUGGAGAUGAUGCUGAAGAGGAGGAUGCAAAGGGCGAGGUAGAGACAUAA
Molecule: messenger RNA, 483 nt
Organism: Aureobasidium melanogenum CBS 110374
Lineage: Eukaryota; Fungi; Ascomycota; Dothideomycetes; Dothideales; Saccotheciaceae
Exons: 3
Coding region: 1-483 (160 amino acids)
Source: RefSeq, a predicted model, not a curated record